Molecule: messenger RNA, 1922 nt
Organism: Phialemonium atrogriseum
Lineage: Eukaryota; Fungi; Ascomycota; Sordariomycetes; Cephalothecales; Cephalothecaceae
Exons: 2
Coding region: 411-1619 (402 amino acids)
Source: RefSeq, a predicted model, not a curated record
GUUAGGUUUCCCAAGUGACUCGGGUGUGAUCAAUAGGAUUUGGCAAUGCGGGGCACUCCUGAGCCUACGGGAGGGUUAGUGUAGUUGCUUGUUCACACCCCGCUGGCCCGAGCUUUUUCCCAGCUUCCAGAUCUGAGGUCGGCCUUGUGUUUUGAAUCAUUACGUCACUGUGAAGCAGAGCGUCAAUGAGGUGGAAGUUUCGGCAGCAAACAUGUCCAACAGCAUUUCCAAAGAAGGGUUUCGUGGAACCCUACCCGUAGCCGAGAACCUCAGAUGGUCCUCUUUUCCUCCUCCAGCGUGUCUCACCCCUUGCGCGUUCUUAGGCGGCCAUAUCAAACCCAAGUGACGACCUGCAGAAAACCCCAGCACCAAUCUUCCCAGCUGUUCUUGAGCUUCACGGAGUAGACACGAUGCUACGAGGCGUGAAUCCACUGUUGCGCUCCUCCGCGAGGCCGGUUGCCAAGCUCGUAGGCCCGGGAACUCAACGGGCACUCACACCGAGGUUGGUCGGCGCAAAUGCCCUUUCUGCUAGGCCCAGAGUAGGCCACCCGAGCUUGAUUCCCGCGACAUGGAAGACCGGGUUUUCCACGAAGCCGCCGGUGCAGCCGACGAAGGUCAACAAAGAAUUUGAGAGGGAAUUGGCGAAGAAGAAGAUGGAGGCAGACCCGGAUCGUGUUUCGACCAAGUCGUCGGUCCGCCAGUUCAUCGAACCCAGCUCAGAAGCCACCCAGGCUGCCAAGGACGAGGAAGACGUUAUGCGCGCAGUAAAGUCGGACCUUAACACCGUCGCGGAGACCUUCUCGCUCGCCUCGGUGCCCCGCGAGGUCCUCACCCUCGGCCUGGCCGGCUCGCUCCCGUACCUCGCAACGUCGCUCUCGACCAUGUACCUCUCCUGGAACCUCAACACGGCAUGGCCGACGAGCUCCAACUUCCUCAACAGCAUCAUGGUCUCCAACGAGACGGCCUCGCACUGGCUCCACCUGCUCGAGCCCAUCCAGCUCGGCUACGGCGCCGUCAUCAUCUCCUUCCUGGGCGCCGUCCACUGGGGUCUCGAGUUCGCCGAGCGCGCGCCCUCGCGCCCCCGCACCACCUUCCGCUACGGCGUCGGCGUCGUCGCCCCUGCCCUGGCCUGGCCGACGCUGCUGCUGCCCGUCGAGUGGGCCCUGAUCGGCCAGUUCGUCUCCUUCACGCUGCUGUACUUUGCCGACGCCCGCGCCGCCACCCGCGGCUGGGCCCCGGCCUGGUACGGCACCUACCGCUUCGUGCUGACCUUUGUCGUCGGCUCCGCCAUCUUCGUCAGCCUCGUGGGGCGCGCCAAGAUCGGCGAGGACAAGGCCAGCUCGGCGUCGCGGAUGACCAGGACGACCAAGAACUCGGAGCCGUACGCGAACUGGCAGAAGUUGGAGCAUGAAGAGAUGGAGAAGGAGAAGAUCAGGAAGGAGAAGGAAGAGGAGGAGAAGCGGAGAAAGGAAGAAGAGGAGAAGAAGAAAGAGGAAGGGGAGAAGAAGAAGGGGGCUAAGAAGGAGAAGGAGGGGGCUAAGAAGGAGACAGAAGGGGUUAAUAAGAAGGAGACAGAAGGAGCUAAGAAGGAGACAGAUGACGCAAAGGCCAAGGAGUGAUGCAAAUGCUCUCGGCAGAAAUGGGAAGGAAGUGACGUACAGUUGACACCAACAAUUAUCAGACGCGAGAUAGGAGUCAUAGGGAAGUUGGGAGGGAACAUCGAGAAGACCGGGGUUUCGCCUGAGGUUUUCGCACCGUCACUUUAUCGGCUUGCAUUUUUGGGAUUUUUGGGAUAUAGGAAACUUGGAGAGACUUUCCUGCUUGGAACCAAUGUGAUGCAAGAUAUCCAUCAGGCUCUCAUCAAGAUAGUACUAGGUAGCUUGUAAUCAACCAGUCAGAGCAUCACAUCCAAUUAACUAUGA